AUGAAGGCUCCAAAUCCAUCUUUUAAUGCAUUUUCUUCCGAAUUCUAUGCUUAUCACCUCCAAACGAGACUCAAACUGAGAGACCCUUUUGCCGGAAAAUCAAUCCACGCUCAAAUUAUCAAAUCCGGGAUUUACAUGAGCGUAUUCUUGAUGAAUAACCUUAUGAAUUUUUAUGCUAAAAGCAGGUCUGUUUCGGAUGCUCACCGCUUGUUCGACGAAAUGCCUGUGAGAACUACGUUCUCUUGGAACACGAUUCUCACAGCGUACGCGAAGCGGGGGAGGUUUGACGAAGCCCUCCAGAUUUUCCAAGAAAUGCCAGAGCGUGAUUCUGUUUCUUGGACUGUGAUGAUUGUGGGUUAUAAUCAGAUGGGUCGGUUUAGUAGUGCUAUGAGGAUGUUUGUAAAGAUGAUUUCGGAUAAAGUUCCAAUUACCCAGUUCACGGUUACUAACAUUCUUGCCUCGUGUGCUGCCGUUGAGUCUUUGGACGUCGGUAGGAAGGUUCACUCUUUUGUUGUUAAAAGCGGGUUGAGUGGUUAUGUGUCUGUAGUGAAUUCAUUGCUAAACAUGUAUGCAAAGUCCGGGGAUCCAACAAUGGCGAUGGUUGUUUUUGAUCGGAUGAGGUCAAAAGACAUUUCGAUUUGGAAUUCUAUGAUUUCUUUGCAUAUGCGAUCCGGUCGUAUUGGCCUUGCUCUUUCUCUAUUUGAGAAAAUGACUGAACGAGAUGUAGUUACUUGGAAUGUAAUUAUCACGGGAUACAAUCAGCAUAGACUAGAUUCGGAAGUACUCGCUUUCUUCUCAAACAUGCUGAAAGCUUCUCCUUUUAAACCCGACAAGUUCACAUUGGCAAGCGUUUUGUCAGCCUGUGCCAACCUUGAGAAGUUGGAACUUGGAAAACAAAUUCACACACGAAUGAUAAGGAAUGCGUUUGAAAUCUCUACAGCUGUGGAAAACGCUUUGAUAACGAUGUAUGCCAAAUGUGGUGGGGUUGAGAUUGCGAAAAGGAUUUUAAAGCAAAGCAAGACUUCAGAUGUCAACGUUAUAGCUUUUACAGCCCUGUUAGAUGGAUACAUAAAGGUUGGGGAUAUAAAACCAGCCAGAAAGAUCUUUGAUUCAUUGAAAUACCGUGAUGUGAUUGCGUGGACAGCCAUGAUUGUAGGCUAUGUACAGAAUGGGCUAAACAAUGAUGCACUGGAUCUCUUCAGAUUGAUGGUGAGAGAAGGCCCUAAACCAAACAACUAUACCCUGUCAGCGGUUUUAAGUGUUAGUUCCACUUUGGCAUCUUUGGAUCAUGGCAAACAAAUUCAUUCAAGUGCCAUAAGAUCAGGGGAAGUGUCGUCGGUUUCUGUGAGCAAUGCUCUAAUCACUAUGUAUUCUAAGAGUGGAUCCAUCUCCGCUGCAAAGAAAGUAUUUAAUUUGAUGCGCUGGAAAAGAGAUACCGUGACUUGGACUUCCAUGAUUAUAUCCUUAGCUCAACACGGCCUUGGAGAAGAAUCAGUUGAACUUUUUGAGACGAUGCUUGCGCUUGGUAUUAAACCUGAUCAUAUAACUUACGUCGGUGUGCUCUCUGCUUGCACACACGUGGGAUUGGUGGAUCAGGGAAGGAGCUACUAUAAUUUGAUGAGAAAUGUACACAAGAUUGAACCCACCCUGAGCCAUUACUCCUGCAUGAUUGACCUGUUUGGCCGUGCCGGGUUGCUUCAAGAAGCAUUCGAUUUUAUAAAAAGCAUGCCAAUUGAACCCGAUGUUGUAGGCUGGGGUUCUCUUCUGUCUGCUUGUAGGGUUCAUAAGAAUGUUGAUCUGGCUAAAGUUGCAGCAGAAAGAUUGCUCGCAAUUGAGCCCGAAAAUAGCGGGGCCUACUUAGCCCUCGCUAAUGCAUAUUCAGCUUGUGGAAAAUGGGAGGAUGCUGCAAGAAUUCGAAAGUCAAUGAAGGAUAGGGGAGUGAAGAAGGACCAAGGAUUUAGUUGGCUUCAGAUUCGAAACACUGUCCAUGUAUUUGGCGUCGAAGAUGGCCUUCACCCACAGAAAGAUGAUAUCUACAAAAUGAUGGAGAAGAUUUGGAAAGAAAUAAAAAAGAUGGGUUUUAUACCAGACACUCAAUCAGUAUUACAUGACCUUGAGGACGAGGUGAAAGAGCAGAUUCUUCGACAUCACAGUGAAAAAAUAGCCAUUGCGUUUGGACUGAUAAGUACUCCGGAGAAUACCACUCUAAGAAUCAUGAAGAACCUUAGAGUCUGCAAUGACUGCCAUUCUGCCAUAAAAUUUAUCUCCAGGCUUGUGGGCAGAGAAAUAAUUGUGAGAGAUACUACUCGUUUUCAUCAUUUCAAGGACGGUUCGUGUUCGUGUCGAGAUUAUUGGUAGGCACGAACGGAGAUUUCGAGGAUAAGUUUUACAGAAUAAUCGGUUUGCUGUUUUUUGUCGGAAAUUUUUAUGCUUGACCAGAAAAAAGGUCAUCCUCUAAGCAAAGAACAAACGGAUUGCCUACAAAUGUUCUUUUGCUGCAUCCAUGAUUGUUGCUUCCAUAGCUGCAAUUUAUGAGCACAG
Molecule: messenger RNA, 2541 nt
Organism: Morus notabilis
Lineage: Eukaryota; Viridiplantae; Streptophyta; Magnoliopsida; Rosales; Moraceae
Product: pentatricopeptide repeat-containing protein At2g22070
Exons: 3
Coding region: 1-2358 (785 amino acids)
Biological process (GO): RNA modification
Molecular function (GO): zinc ion binding; protein binding; RNA binding
Source: RefSeq, a predicted model, not a curated record